Molecule: messenger RNA, 1071 nt
Organism: Malassezia vespertilionis
Lineage: Eukaryota; Fungi; Basidiomycota; Malasseziomycetes; Malasseziales; Malasseziaceae
Exons: 4
Coding region: 1-1071 (356 amino acids)
Biological process (GO): cytoskeleton-dependent cytokinesis
Cellular component (GO): cytosol; septin ring; septin complex
Molecular function (GO): molecular adaptor activity; GTPase activity; GTP binding
Source: RefSeq, a predicted model, not a curated record
AUGGCUUCACGUCGUCGUGCUGUCAAGAAGGGUGUGUCCUUCUGUCUGAUGGUUGUCGGUGCUAGCGGCACUGGCAAAACCACGUUUGUGAACACAUUGUGCGAUACAAACGUGAUUGAACACAAGGACAACGAUCCGCAAGCGGCCAACAUCGAAACUGGCCUUCAGAUCCAGCCUGUCAACCUCGAGAUCGAAGCAGAGGGUAUGCGCAUCGGCCUGACCGUUGUCGACACGCCUGGCUUUGGCGACAGUGUAGACAACGAGUAUAUGUUCGACGAGAUUCUUGGGUUUUUGGAGCGUCAAUACGAUGACAUCCUUUCCGAAGAGACCCGUAUUCGCCGCAACCCGCGUUUCCGCGACAAUCGUGUUCAUGCGCUGAUUUACUUUAUCCAGCCGACAGGUCACGGACUGAAGGAAAUCGACAUCGAGCUUUUGAGGAAGCUGAGCCCGAGGGUGAACGUUAUUCCCGUGAUUGCGAAGGCCGACUCGUUCUCACGCCAGGAGCUGCAUGAUUUCCGCAAGCGCAUCAUGGAGGACAUCGAAUACUACGGUAUCCCCAUUUACAACUUCCCCUUCGACCCCGAGGAGGACCACCCCGACACGAUUGCAGAAAACAGCGAGCUGCGCUCGCUUUUGCCAUUCGCUAUCGUGGCCUCGGAAGACUCUGUGCUAGUCAAUGGCGAGUACGUCCUUGGGCGUGCGUACCCUUGGGGUACUGUGGAAGUUGAAAACCCAGAGCACUGUGACUCUAACCGCUUGCGAAGUGCCUUGUUUGGUACGCACCUGAAUGAUCUCAAGGAGAUCACGCACGACUUCCUGUACGAGAACUACCGUACAGAGAGGCUCUCUCGUGGUGGCUUGCCCCAGGGCUACCAGGGCGAUCAAUCCGCUCCAAGCGAAGAAUUUACGGCCAGCCAGAGUGUGCGUCUCCGCGAAGAGGCACUGCGCCGAGAGGAGGAGAAGCUCAGGGAGAUUGAGCUCCGCGUCCAACGGGAAAUUAUGGAGAAGCGCCAAGAACUGCAGGCCAAAGAAGAAUCGCUCCGGUCGCUUGAAAGCCGCGCACAGCAGUAA